UCUCUACUUCUUCUUUCUUCUUCUAUUCCGCAAAUCCACCAAACACAUCAACUUCUCUAUCUCUAUCGCUUUCUCUUGAUCAUGAAGAUAUGCGAGCUUUGCAAUGCGCCUGCCAGGAUGUAUUGUGAUUCCGAUCAAGCAUUUAUUUGUUUGGACUGCGAUUCUAGGGUUCAUUCCGCCAAUUUUCUAGUUGCUAAACAUAUCAGGAAUCUACUCUGUCGCGUUUGUCAGUCUUCCACGCCGUGGAAAGCUUCUGGUCCCAGCCUAGGUCUGAUUGUGUCCAUGUGUAUCAGAUGCGUUGACGGUUAUGAUCGAAUGAAAGUGCUCCGUUCUGGAAAACAGUAUGAAGAAGAAAUUCAGGUUGUUCCUUUGUCGUCGGAUCAAGAUCAAUCUCAAUCUCAAUCUCCUCCUGCUGCUGCGAGUUCAUCUAGCUGUUUAGAUUCGUCCAACAGGAUCUUGAAGCGAAUGAGAGGAAAUCAUAAUAAUGUAGAUCUCACAUCUGAUGACGAUGAUGAUGAUGAUGAAUGUUGUUCAUCUUCUUUGAGAGGAAGUUCAAGAGCGUUGAAAGUUCAAAGACUGGAAUCGAAUGAAUCAUAACCCUAAGGUUGAUGAUCAUUAGAA
Molecule: messenger RNA, 621 nt
Organism: Impatiens glandulifera
Lineage: Eukaryota; Viridiplantae; Streptophyta; Magnoliopsida; Ericales; Balsaminaceae
Product: zinc finger protein CONSTANS-LIKE 3-like
Exons: 2
Coding region: 82-597 (171 amino acids)
Molecular function (GO): zinc ion binding
Source: RefSeq, a predicted model, not a curated record